Lonchura striata (white-rumped munia) is the source of this 1704-nucleotide messenger RNA. NCBI's taxonomy places the organism in Eukaryota, Metazoa, Chordata, Aves, Passeriformes, Estrildidae. The record is from RefSeq and is a predicted model, not a curated record.
AUGGAGCUGUGGGACAGGGUCCUUCCAGAGAAAGAGCUGGAGCAGCUUGCUUUGUCAGAGAUGCCACGGCAGACUCAGGGAGAGCUGUUCCCAGCCCAAGAGCAGGAAGAGCAGCUCAGGCAGCAGGUGGAAGAGUCACAGGAGAAUGGCCAGAACAUCAAGGCAGAGUCACAAGCAGAGCUGCCCAGGGCUCAGAGUACCAUUGUGGAAGUGAAGAAGGGGAACAAGGAAGACAUGAGAAGAAUUCAAGAGGAGAUCAAUCUCCAUCAGCAGAGGGCCGAUCAACAAAACCAGGUGAGUGAAAGAGUGGCAGCCACUCCACUCAUGAAAGAUCCUCUCUCUUGUAUUUUACAGAACUUGAAGGAACAGCUGGACACGGAGUUACAGAAAGUUCACACUAAGAUGAAGGCAAAGGAGAAGAGGCAGGAGGAAGAAAUUAAAAUCAUCAGAGAAAAACUUGAUCCCCUCCCUCAGGCUCUACAAGAGCAAGUGAAAGUGUUGACAUCUCACCGGGCAGCCUACAAAGACUUCCAGAAAAUGGGUGGCAAUGAAGAGCCCCAGGUUUGGCGUGAGGUACAGGAACUCUCCCCACCAAAGGUGCUACAAGUUGAGCACAACCUGAAGAUGGUGCAGGAAAAGAGGACACGGUGGGAGGAGGCAGAACAUUUGAACAAGGAGCUGAAAAUCUACAAGGGCUUUGUCAAACCUGCUGUAGGAGCAACAUUGUCGAAAGGAGCCUUUGCUCCCCAACCUGAGAAGUGGAACCGGGGCUGUUUGCUCAUCUCCAGCACUGCUCAGCAACAGAACAAGGAUGACUCCCUGGAGCAACUGAGGAAAAUAGUGAACAUGGAAAAUCCUGUGGGGAAAUAUUCUGAACUGGAAUAUAUUGGCAGCGGGACUUUUGGAUUUGUGGUUAAAGCACUCAACAAAGCCACAAGAGUAGAGGUGGCCAUAAAGAAAAUAAAUCUCCAAGGACCGAGGAAGAAGGAACUAAAAGUCAAUGAACUAAUGGUUCUGAAGAUAAAUAAGAAUCCCAACAUCGUCAACUAUUUAGACAGCUACCUUGUGGAUAAUCAGUUCUGGCUGGUUAUGGAGUUCAUGGAUGGAGGCACUCUGAGUGAUGUCAUCAGCAAGACCUACCUGUCUGAAGAGGAGAUAGCAGCCAUCAGUCGGGAGUGCCUGCAAGGACUGGAUUUUCUUCACUUGAACCACGUGAUCUACAGAGAUGUGAAGAGCAACAACAUCCUUCUCAGAACCGACGGCUCUGUCAAGCUGGCUGACUUUGGUCUCUUUGCUCAGCUCACCCCUGAGCAGAGUAGACGGAGCUCAGUGGCCAGCACUUCUGGCUGGAUGGCGCCUGAAGUGCUGACAGGUCAACCAUACGGUCCCAAAGUGGACAUAUGGUCUUUUGGAAUCGUGGGCAUCGAAAUGGUGGAGCGAGAAGUUCCUCACAGGAAUGAAACUCCUGUUUCGGAUGAACUCCUAAUAGCCAGAGGAGAGCGACCACAGCUGCGCCAGGCCAACCGAUUCUCACCUUCCCUGCGUGACUUCCUGAGCUGCUGCCUGCAGACAGACAAAGAGCAGCGCUGGUCUGCCAAGAGGCUCUUGCAGCAUCCAUUUGUAACAUCAGCCAAGCCAGCGUCCACCCUGGCACCACUCAUCAACUCAGAGAAGAAGAAGAAGACAAAGAAGACAAGAAUCUAA